AUGGCCGAAGCACAGCUCAACGAUUUCCCCUCCCUCUUCUCCCUCAAGGGCAAGGUCGCCGUCGUCACCGGCGGCUCCCGUGGCCUCGGCCUACACGCCGCGUCAGCCUUCCUCCAAGCAGGCGCCUCCAAAGUCUUCAUCUCCUCCCGCAAGGGCGCCGCCUGCGACGAAGCAUGCAAAGCCCUCAACGCCCUGCCCAACCUCCAGCCCGGCGCCGUCGCGAUCCCGAUCCCCGCGGACGCCGCGUCCAUCAAGGGCGUGGAGCACCUCGUCGCCGAAGUCAAGAAGCACGCCGACCGCGUCGAUAUCCUGUUCGCCAACGCGGGCGCUACCUGGGGUGAGGCGUUUGACACGCACCCGGACGAGGCGUUUGCCAAGGUGAUGGAUUUGAAUGUCAAGGGUGUGUUUAACACCAUUCGGCUGUUUACGCCGUUGCUCGAGAAGAGCGUUGCUGCGAAUAAGGGCGGCAACGGGGAGCCGGCAAAGGUUAUUAUCACGGCUUCCGUUGCGGGCUUGGGGAUCGGUACGCUGGGGAAGCAGGGGACGUACGGGUACAGUGCCAGCAAGGCGGCCGUGUUGCAUCUCGGUCGUAACUUGGCGCUGGAGCUUGCGCCGAGGGGGAUUACGGUGAAUUCUAUUGCUCCGGGCUUCUUCCCGAGUAAGAUGUCGAAUGGCCUCUUGGAGAUGGGCGGCGGUGCGGAUAAGAUUGGAAAGGGGAACCCGAUGGGACGAUUGGGACGGGCGGAGGAUAUUGCGGGCGCGGUGGUGUAUCUUGCUAGUCGGGCUGGGUCGCAUGUUAACGGGGAGGUUAUUGCCAUUGAUGGCGGGUCGUUGUGGCAGAGGGGGGAGUUGAAUGUUCCUCCUAGCAAGCUGUGA
This is a messenger RNA of Colletotrichum phormii, 876 nucleotides long. RefSeq names its product short chain dehydrogenase. The record is from RefSeq and is a predicted model, not a curated record. The coding region runs from base 1 to 876 and encodes 291 amino acids. The transcript is spliced from 2 exons. Gene Ontology annotation, molecular function: oxidoreductase activity. NCBI's taxonomy places the organism in Eukaryota, Fungi, Ascomycota, Sordariomycetes, Glomerellales, Glomerellaceae.